GCGUCAGGGAGGCCGGGGCGGGAGCGUCGUUUCCUAGCAGCGGCGGCCGCCGCCAUGGCGCCGCCGGUGGGCUACGCGCUGCUGUGCGGGCAGGCCGCGCUGCUGCUCGGUAACCUCCUGCUACUGCUGCAGGGCGCCUCCCGCGGCCUCCCGCACAACGGCACCGAGGCCGAGGCGCCGGGGACGCCCGCCGCCGCCUGGGCCUACACCGACCCGCAGGCGCCGCUCGUCCUCUGCACCUACCUCCCCGAGGAGUUCGUGGAGUGCGAGGAGCCGGUGGACCACGGCGGGAACGCCACGGCGCAGCAGGAGCUGGGACACGGCUGCGUGAAGGGCGCCCGCACCGCUCCCGCAGUUCGGCGGACAGGCCUACGGCGAGGUGGAUCACACGCGGGUGCAGUGCCGAGCGCUGGACGGCAUCGAGUGCGCCGAGCCGCGGAGCUUCCUGCGGGGAAACCGGCCCUGCGUCAAGUACACUGGACAUUAUUUUAUAACCACUCUGCUCUACUCCUUUUUCCUGGGUUGCUUUGGAGUGGAUCGAUUCUGCCUGGGCCACACCGGCACCGCCGUGGGGAAACUGCUGACGCUGGGAGGCCUGGGGAUCUGGUGGUUCGUCGAUCUGAUCCUCCUAAUCACCGGUGGGCUGAUGCCCAGCGACGGCAGCAACUGGUGCACCGUGUACUGAUGGGGGCAGAGGCUGCUCCCGAGAGCCGACCCUGACAGAAGCUGGCAGGGCUGGAGCCGGACUCCUCCGCUCGUUCUGCAGCGUCAGAACAGACUUUUCUGCCUUGCGCAAACAUGGAUUUACAAAGCUGUAACUUAAUGUGCAGAGCAGUUGUUCUUGCUAAUUCCUCUGUAUGAACCUCACACACGAAACUGUUCGGUAUAUAUUUUGCUUGACUAAAAUAAUCUGGAUUCCCUCCCUCUGCGAGCGGUAGCAGUUUAAGAAAUCAGACCUUGCAAACACAGGCAGUCAAACAAAUCUUAAUAAAGUCUGGAAGGAGCUGA
Messenger RNA from Phalacrocorax carbo (great cormorant), 1008 nucleotides. Lineage: Eukaryota; Metazoa; Chordata; Aves; Suliformes; Phalacrocoracidae. The record is from RefSeq and is a predicted model, not a curated record.